Spodoptera littoralis (African cotton leafworm) is the source of this 2631-nucleotide messenger RNA. Lineage: Eukaryota; Metazoa; Arthropoda; Insecta; Lepidoptera; Noctuidae. The record is from the annotation of a GenBank genome assembly.
AUGUCUUGCACCAAGAAUAAUAUCUUGUAUUUCAUUAUUUUAAGCAUCCUCGUGCAAGUUCGGAGCCUCGUAGAGGUCCCUAGCGAGGAAGUCGUCGAAAUAGUCGCAGUCGAGUCAUCAAUACGAAAAGUCACAAACGGGAUAUUCUCAGCUCUCAGACUCGAAGACGUCAAACAUAAAACGAGGAUCAAGGAGUUCUCAACAAUUCACAACUUCUUUGUCACGAUCACCUUACAAGAUCAAACCAAUCUGAAAGAAAUAGCAGGUCUUGUAAAAGUUGAUAACGUCGAUAACAAAACUCAACAUUUUAUUACACAAGUAAAUGAGGUAUUAAAUGAAGAUAAUAAAAGCAACGAAACAGAAGAUGAUGUUUAUGUUACAACACACAUAGAAACGUUUAUAAAGAAACUUGAAUAUUUGAAAGAUAAAUAUGGCUUCGCUAACAAUUAUCCUAGUUUUAAUGUAAAUGCACAAAUUUUGCAACACUUGAAAGAGGAGGUUUCUAAGAAUAGAACACAAGAAGAAGAUGAUUCGGAUAAUAAUCUUUUGAGCGAUUUAGAAUAUUGGCAGCCCAGUGGUCGUCGCAUCUACCAAGGUCACCGGGAGAAGAUCACUCGGUUUCCCUUUGUAGCAAGCGUGCUAUUCUUCAACAAGUUUCAGUGUGGAGGUUCUAUUAUCAAAUCCGACUUGGUCAUCACUUCAGCGUCAUGUCUGCAACUAGCCUGGAACAACCGCUUCUUCAGAGAAAAUCCAGCCUUUCUCUCCGUACAAGUUGGAUGCGAAUUAUACGAGGGUGGAGAUGAGAACAUCCCCAUCCAGGAGGUGUACUUUCAUCCUGAUUACGACCCCAAGAACUUAAGGAACAACCUUGCGAUAAUGCGCUUACUGCGCGUCUUGCGUUUUGGCAAACGCGUCAAGAAGAUCAAGAAGAUUAACUUUGAUAGAGAAGCUUCGCCAUUGGCAUCGAACACUGAUGGGAUUACUAUAAUUGGCUGGGGGGCUAAAACCACUAGCAAUAUAAUCAACAGCGUUUGGUCUAAUCGACUGUCUUAUGCGGUCCUUGACUUCUACCCGCUAAAGGAAUGUCAAGAUGUAUAUUCCAAGGAGUUCGUGACGUACAAGAACUUUUGCGCGGGAUUCUUCUCAAAAGGAGGUGGAGCCUGUAACCGAGACGUCGGUGGUCCUGGAGUAGCAUAUGGGACUCUAGUGGGUGUGGUGAGCUUUGGGUCCCCAAACUGUGGCGCCCCGGACUCCCCCACUGUGUUCACUAAGCUCGGCUACUAUAAAACGUGGAUUGAAGAAAUCAUGGAAAUGAAACCACGAACCAGUAUUUUGAAAACCACACUUAGAUCGACGAGACACAGUUACAGAGUGGAUCAUUACAUGACAACACCGGCUAGUUACUCACUCGAACCAGUCACCAUGACCAAGUUGAAAAGUGAACCUUAUAGCAUUACGCCUAUGCCUAUUAAAAGUAUAGAUGCGCUUAGAGCAUUAGAUGAUAAUAACCUCUUUAAGGAAUUCAUCACCACUAUGUUUGGUAGCGAGGAAGUGAAGGAGUAUCUGGAUCAAUACGAAUAUGAGACGGAUACAGACGAUGAAGAAAAAUUAGAUAUGGAAGCCCAAAAGGUCUUAGAUAUGAUCAGAAUCAACACCGGAACAAGUACUGUGCGAACUACACCUAAGAUAAGUAUUACUGGUCACCAGCAAGCUACCACUGAAGACGAUGAGGACUAUAAAUUGGGCUCAAUUCGAAUGGUUACUGCGAUCGAAAACUUUGAGAAGCCGGACAGCAGUGGCAGUGACGACAGUAAUGAAUCACAAACGCCACUGCCACCGAAAUCGUUUAUUGACUAUACAACUUCAUCGAAGACACAGACACCGGACAGCGCAGAAAAAGUGGAGGAAAAAAUUGCCAAGCUUAUUGAUGAAAUUGAUAUACAAGAACUGUUGAAAUCUGAAUCUGGUGACACUUCAGCAGAUCUUGUUAUGAAAAAUAAAACAGUAGCCUCAUCACACGUCCAGAUGAAUAAAGGAGUCGGUAAAGUUCCUGCGGAUGACAUCUCUGGUGAUGGUGAUGAUGACGAUGACGAUGAUGUUGAUAAUGAAGACGAUGAUGACGAUAAAGCUGGAUCAGAAGGUCUAUAUCUGGAUAUGCUUGAUUUAACACACAAAGUGACUGAGAAAAGUCAGAAACAACCACAAAAACAACCACAACAACAAUCACAAAAACAACCACAAAAACAAAUACAAAAACAACCACAAAACCUGCAUCAACAAAAACGGUAUAAGCAGAAACCGUAUCAGCAACAACCACAACAUCCGCAAAAACAACAUUGUCAAAAUCAAAAUAAAAAUCAACAGAAACACCAUAAACAACAAGUACAUCAGCCAAAAAGCCGUCAGCUGAAAAUACAUCAGCAACAACAACAAAAAUCAUCAGAGCAAGGACUAAGCAUCCCAAGUCCUACAUUUAGAGAUUUUACUUUUAGACAAAACGAAUCUUAUAGUUCUGGCAGUAUACUGGAUAUAUUCUCUCAAACUGAUUUAAUGGAACUACUGACUGAAGUUGUAGCUGAUGCGACCAAAAGCAACCCUUCUGUUUCUGAUAAUGUUUCAGGUGUUUGGUAG